Molecule: messenger RNA, 1350 nt
Organism: Lasiodiplodia theobromae
Lineage: Eukaryota; Fungi; Ascomycota; Dothideomycetes; Botryosphaeriales; Botryosphaeriaceae
Product: Zinc finger RING-type protein
Exons: 4
Coding region: 1-1350 (449 amino acids)
Biological process (GO): ubiquitin-dependent protein catabolic process
Cellular component (GO): cytoplasm
Molecular function (GO): ubiquitin protein ligase activity
Source: RefSeq, a predicted model, not a curated record
AUGCUUACACGGCUUUUUGCCCGCCAUCUAGGCGCGCAACAGGUGCAAUUUCGGACUGCCGUUUUCCCUGGCGGAGACGCUGGAGAUGCCGAUAAUGUCACUCUCGUCGAUGACGCGUAUGCCUUCUUCUGGCCGGAGCCAGAUGUGCGCACUCUCUCUACGAACGGCAUCAGCACAGGCGAAAAUAUCGUGGGUCCGCUAUACGUCCCCGAGCUCGCGACGGAUCAAUGUAGAAAUUCCACUGCCUCCUUCGUGCCCGCCAACGUAACGCGCUUCAACGACCUGCCCCCGUCCAAGAACUAUCAUCAGAUCGCAAUGGCUCCUUGGACCACUGCUCAAUGUAUCUACGAGUUCCUCAACAGUGCCGAUACCGAUCCUUUGCUUCGCGCCAUUAUAUUCUUCCCCACGGACGGCAGCCAGAGUAUACCACCCCCGGCAAACGAUGCAUUGUGGGACUUGAACGAUGGAGGCCACUGGAAGACAGAUCAUAACUUCGCAAUAUACGCUGUGCCAAGCUCUACAGGACGACUUGUCAUGGAUGCCCUUGCGGCUUACUCCGGCAACCUUACUUCUGUGCCACACGGUCACGAUCUCUCGGGCCGGUACCACCCCAGCGAUUAUGUCCGCGAAAUUGCUCAAAUACCCACGAACGGCGGAAGUUCACUUCCGAGCUUGUGGGUCUUCUUGCUCAUUGUACUGGGCCUCAUGGUUCUCGCGAUUUGCGGCUCGUCGGUUGGUGUUCACUGGCAUCAGAAAAGAAUGCGCAACCAACUGCGCGACCGUGUCAUCAGGGGAGAAGUCGAUCUUGAAGCUCUAGGAAUCAGACGCCUCACCGUCCCCCAGGAAGUUCUGGAUCGAAUGUCUCUCUACGUUUACCACGCCAAUGAAGCUAGGCCGCAGGACGAAGAAGGACCGAAGCCUGAUGGCGAUACACCAGGAGCGACCGCAGCCGAUCAUACAUCUGCAUUCUCACAACCGACCUGCGCCAUCUGUCUGGAUGAUUUCAUCGACAAAGAGACGACUGUGCGCGAGCUCCCCUGCAAACACAUCUAUCACCCAGAAUGCAUCGACAACUUCCUGCGCGACAACUCUUCGCUCUGCCCUUUGUGUAAAAAGACGGUCCUACCCCGAGGCUAUUGUCCUGCUGUUAUCACGAAUGCAAUGUCAUGGGAGGGCACACAACGAGACAACGACCCGCAACAGCCGCCGAUCUCGAGAUGCAACAGGCGAACGCGUCAGCAGCAGCAUCUCAAUCAGUCGAGUGCCCCGAUAACGAGGUUCACGGUGCAAUUGUUGUUCCGGCUCCAACAGCACAUUCGCGUUCCGCAGCUCCUCCAGGCAAUCCAGUAG